ACAGCAAGGCCAUCGUGGAUGGGAACCUGAAGCUGAUCCUGGGUCUGAUCUGGACGCUGAUCCUGCACUACUCCAUCUCCAUGCCCAUGUGGGACGAGGAGGACGACGAGGAGACCAAGAAGCAGACGCCGAAGCAGCGGCUGCUGGGCUGGAUCCAGAACAAGCUGCCCGAGCUGCCCAUCACCAACUUCAGCAAGGACUGGCAGAGCGGGCGGGCGCUGGGGGCCUUGGUGGACAGCUGUGCCCCGGGUCUCUGCCCCGACUGGGACUCCUGGGACGCCAGCAAACCUGUCAACAAUGCCCGCGAGGCCAUGCAACAGGCUGACGACUGGCUGGGCAUCCCCCAGGUCAUCACCCCGGAGGAGAUCGUGGACCCCAAUGUGGACGAGCACUCGGUCAUGACCUACCUGUCCCAGUUCCCCAAGGCCAAGCUCAAACCGGGUGCCCCCCUGCGCCCCAAGCUGAACCCCAAGAAGGCACGAGCCUACGGCCCUG
Molecule: messenger RNA, 495 nt
Organism: Terrapene triunguis (Three-toed box turtle)
Lineage: Eukaryota; Metazoa; Chordata; Testudines; Emydidae
Product: filamin-A-like
Exons: 3
Biological process (GO): actin cytoskeleton organization
Molecular function (GO): actin filament binding
Source: RefSeq, a predicted model, not a curated record